Molecule: messenger RNA, 2583 nt
Organism: Vittaforma corneae ATCC 50505
Lineage: Eukaryota; Fungi; Microsporidia; Nosematidae
Exons: 1
Coding region: 1-2583 (860 amino acids)
Source: RefSeq, a predicted model, not a curated record
AUGACGGAACGAAAAAAGAAGAAGCUGGAACAAGACGUAGGUAGCAUCAGAGAACUCCUUGAAGCAUUGAAAAACAUGGAAAAAGAGAGCAGUGCAAAAUACGAAGCUGCAAAUUUUGUGAGCGAAGUCAAGACAUGCUUGGAGAAUCUUAAAGACAGAGAGACGAGGCCAUAUGCUAUUUUAGCAAUUUCUCAGAUAUUUAAACUUCUAAAAUCAUCAUCCAACAUGUUUUCUACCAUUUUAGAUGAUGAUGCCUUGAACUUUAUCUUUGAGUCUGUUCUUAAAUGCAUUACAGAAGACAAAGCGGAUAUUUCUGGAUUUGUUUCUGAGCUAAUCUUCAUCCAUUUCAAGAACACUCAAAUAAUUUGGAAAUUCUUCGAGGCGUAUACAAAAACAGCAUUUAACAGAGAAAUGCUGAAACAAAUACUGGCCAUGUUUAUUGAAACCAGUAGCGACAGGGAAAUGCUCGUUGGCAUGGUUCUUAAGAAGUACGAUUCAUAUCUGGAUUUCAUUCCAAGGAUCAUAAAGUAUGUCGAUGUUGAGAAACUUGAUGAGGAUUUGUAUGUUAAAAUCUACUGCGAUUGCCAGUUUUUCAGAGAAAACACAGAACCAAGAAUUGUUAAGGGCAGAAAAAGACGAGGUUUUAUUGAAAAUGCAUUAGAUCUUCAUCCUGAAUUUGUACUUAAGAACUACAUUAGGGAUCGGGACCACAGGAUUAGGAUUCUACUUGCUGGAAAAGUCUCGUUUUCCAGUGAACCUUAUUUCAGCAUUUUACUGAACGAUUCGGAAGAUGAAGUAAGACUAGCGCUAUUGAAGAGAAUGAACUAUUUCAACGUACCGCCCACUGUCUCUGACAGAUUGCUCGAUAAAUCAGCAAGAAUCAGGGAGGAGCUUUUUAGAAUGUAUCGAGAAUUGAUACACCAAAUGAGAAUAAUUGAUAGUUCUCAUAGCUUGAAACUAUUUGAAGAUGCAUCAGAUCAGCCAGCCAUUGUGGACGGAAAGCUCGGAUUUCAGAAGGAACAUGCCGAGCUUUCCUUGGAUGAAAUGUAUGAAAAAUUUACAAAGUUCUUCUCAAAGCUUUCUGAAGGUUGUCUUACCUGUUUUUCAGAAGAAUAUAUUUCUGAGAUUAGAAGAUCUGGUUUUUCUUUGGAAUUUCUGUCUAAAAACGAAGAUGUGCCGGGUCUUCGCGUCUUUCUCAAGACCAUGUGUAUCACUAAUUUCAACCAGAUUCCAGCACACUUAAGAAGCUUCUGUCUUGAAUACAUGUUUGCAGGCACCCUUAAUGACGCUCAAAUCAGGGAAUGUAUUCAAAAUAACGUCUUUGAGGUCUUGAAAUACAUCGCCGAUCCGUACCAUUAUUACGAUUUACUGCUAGAAAAGACAUUGACCUCCACUGACAUGGGCUCUGUAGAAGUAAUAGUUGAAUUUAUAAAAGAAAUGCUUAGCUUUAAACCACUGAUUAGAUCGAAAAAGAACAUGCCGAGUAAUGAUACUUUGAGGGAUACUGUUGUUGGGGAUUCGGAUAUCUUGAAUUCUAUGGAUAUGCUAACGUCCAAUGAGAUAUUUAUAAAUUCGCAUACCAAAGCCAGUACCGAGUUUGUUGAAAUGAUAACUGCAAAGAUAGGCUCUGAGGUUGACUAUUCCUGUCUCUAUUUCUUCGUUUAUAAAUGUCGAUCUGACCCGCGCACCAUUCAAAGUAUAUUAAAAAGUAAAGCCAAUGUUUCUGAAAGAAUUAGAUUGUUGAUUUAUUUAAAUCUACCUGAAACUCUUGGAUCAUUUGUGGAUUUAAUUCUGAGAUGCAAACUAGAUUAUAGAACUCAGCAGUUUAUUCUUUUGAGGCGAACCACUACGUCUGCACUGAUAUAUUUUCUAAGUACAGGACAUGUCUCAAUUUCCAAUUCUUCCUUUUUCAUUAAAGCAAUCAAGUGCUGUCUGGCGUCCUCAAGCCCAGACAAGGUGGAGUAUGUCUUCAAGAGAUAUGUAAAGUCUGUAAAAGAAUCGGCUUUCAAUGUAUUUUACUCCAUAUGCUGGAUACUCAAGGGCUACAGUGUUACCAACAUUGGCGAUCAAAAUAAAGAUACAGACAAUAGUAGCUUCCAUGAAAUUAAAAACAGCAUUGCUAGCGCCAGUGACCAUGCCACUCAUAAUAGUAGCAUUGUUGAUAGCAAUGACAGUUUGGUGUUAAAUCCUAUGAUUGCUGAGAGCACAAAGCCUUCAGCUCAUUUUGAUGCACCAAGACUUACAGACACCGUCGUAACUUUGCCUAAUGCAGCUGACGAAAGCCUCAAGAAUCCUAAUAUUCUAAGCAAAACCCAGGAUGGCAUCAACGAAAACACUGCUAUGCCAAUAAAGGAUCUGGCUAGUGAAGGUUUGAAAAGUAACAAGUCGGAUGAGCACCGUAAAUCCUCAAAAUUAAGAUUGACAAAGCAAGACAAAAUGUUGCAGUGUAUUUGUAAUGCUGUGGUUAGUGCGAGAGACGGACAGUGUAUUGACAUAGCCUUUAAUCCCACGAAGCAUGGAUUUUUUAAACUGCGUGACUGCCAUGUUGAUAUGGUUUCAUAUGGACAAGUGGUUUAUGAAUAA